CAGAGAGCCGGCGGCGGCCCCCGACGUGCCGAGGGACGACCUCCACUCACACGCUGCUUCACCUGAGCUGGAUGGCACAGAAGCGGAUCGGCGGGCCGACGUGCCGGGACGGGAAGGCGAGAUAGGAAGUGGUGGCCGGCGCGCCAGCCUGAAGCUGCGGGGAACUUUUGGAAGGUGAAGGCGAGCGCCUGCCUGGGGGAAGACCAGACCAAUCACUGAGAGCCGCCAACCCGAGGGGGGACGGGACGCGAACCCCUCCAUCAAGACUUGAUCUAUUUCCCCAAACAAUUUAGCGUAUUCAUGAGGUUACGCAAAUGUGGAGGCAGCGAAAUUACCGUAAUCAAUUGAAGCUGCGAGUGCACAUCCAUGGCUCUGAUUAUUUGGAGAUCAGCUAUCAGCCUGAUGCCUGCGUAGCGAGGACAGGGGGGCAUCGAAUUACUGUCGACUUCCACUGACAAGUCCAUGAUCAUUGGGCAGAGGGAGAGUGGCGGCUGAUAAUAGGGCUCCUGGGUCAGCGGCGGAAGUCUUCCUCCAGACAUUAGGUAGCUGACUAAAGGUGGCGUUUUGAAACUCAAACCCUCUCUGUCCGCACGAGCGCCGCUCCGCUCCUCCGUCCUCCCUGUUGUCUCCCGCUUUUUUUUCUUCCAAAGCUGACAAAGGAAAAGAGGAGGCGGACGGACGGGAGGAGAAAGUGAGCAUGGAGGUCAGGUACAGCCAGGACUCGGACGGGAUGGUGCUGAAGAACGGGCUGAAGGAGGGGAAAGACGGCAAGGAGUCUCAGGGAAGCUUGGCCAAGAGCUUCCUCAAGGAGCAGCAGGGAUCCUUCUCGCCGACCGGGACUUUGGACAACUGCGAGAAGAGCAGGGGGAGCGCAGGGGACCCCGACUACUGCCGCAGGAUCCUGGUGCGGGACGCCAAAGGCUCUAUCCGAGAAAUCAUUCUGCCAAAAGGGCUGGACCUGGACCGGCCCAAACGGACCCGCACGUCCUUCACAGCAGAGCAGCUCUACCGACUGGAGAUGGAGUUCCAGAGGUGCCAGUAUGUUGUCGGACGGGAGAGAACAGAACUGGCACGGCAGCUCAAUCUGUCUGAAACUCAGGUAAAAGUUUGGUUCCAGAACCGCCGCACGAAGCAGAAGAAGGACCAGGGCAAGGACUCGGAGUUGCGCUCGGUGGUGUCGGAAACAGCGGCCACGUGCAGCGUCCUGAGACUGCUGGAGCAGGGUCGGCUCCUGACGCCAUCCGGCCUGCCGGGGAUGCUGCCUCACUGUGGUGCCGGCACCAUCGGCUCCGCCUUGCGCGCCCCGUCCAUCGCCUUGGCCGGCGGCGGAGGGGGUGGCGGCGGCAGCUGCAGCGCCGGGACAACGACCGUCAGUCCCCCGCUGCCGGUGGUCACCAGCUCGGGAACGGUGCCCAGUCUGCAGAGCUCGCCGGCGGCUCACAGCCUCUUCAGCUUCCCCGUCCCUUCCUUACUCAGCAGCCGUAUUUCUGCCAACCCUCUCUCCAUGGCCAGCUCGCUGGCGGGAAACUUACAGGAACUGUCAGCCCGCUACCUGAGCUCCUCAGCCUUCGAGCCUUACUCGCGGACCAAUGGCAAAGAAUGCAUGGACAAGAAACUUCUGGAAUGACGCUUUGUUCCACCUCAGUGUCCUCUGGAGACUUUCAGCUGGUUUUCUUUCUGUGUCUUUGUUUGGCUCGGGUCUUUCAUCCAUCCGUCUCUGUGUCAUGUCCUGUAAUGUAGUUGCACAUCUGCGUCUUGUACAAAGAAGGAAGGUGGAGGACCAACGUGGUCCGACAGAGACAGUCCGGGGGGAAGAGUUUGCACAGAAGUUACCGAGUUCAAGAAACUUUGAAGAGAUGUCUAACAAAAGCCUUUUCAGAUGAGAUCUCAGAACCUGUCACGUGAUUAUCUAAGUGUGUUAGCCAGUGUUAGGUGCAUGUCGCGGCUGUAGUUGUAGAGAGAGUGUGUGUAGCAGUGUGAGAGAGCCUGCAGACAGUGGUUUUCUGGAAUCAAGAUGUAGCUCUGCCAGAGUCCGGGUCUGUCAGAUCGGCCGCCGCGCGGGAAGGUAACGCUGAAAACUUCGAACUCCUCACCAUAUCCUCCUCAUUUCCCGCCGGAGUUCCCUUGAGCUCUGAGGAUCGGGUGGACAGGCGAGAGCUGAGACCACGAAUUCCACCAGUGACCGAACACGCAGGACGAGUGAAUCGUUGUUGUGAAGAUUUUCCCGGAAAUGAGAAGCUGUACCUUUUUAAAUUGUUAUUUUAUUGUAAAUUAUUGACUUAUGUAAUUAAUAGAUGAUCGGUUUAUCUGGAGAAACAACGAAUGGGUGGAUGUCGAUCAGAUGCUCA
Messenger RNA from Synchiropus splendidus (mandarinfish), 2348 nucleotides. RefSeq names its product ventral anterior homeobox 1 (gene vax1). Bases 698 to 1627 code for a protein of 309 amino acids. Gene Ontology annotation, molecular function: DNA-binding transcription factor activity, RNA polymerase II-specific; DNA binding. NCBI's taxonomy places the organism in Eukaryota, Metazoa, Chordata, Actinopteri, Syngnathiformes, Callionymidae. The record is from RefSeq and is a predicted model, not a curated record. Gene Ontology annotation, biological process: central nervous system development; brain development; regulation of DNA-templated transcription. The transcript has 3 exons.